AUGGAGGAGAGUGGUGGCGGACCCCGCCCAAGGGAACCGCUUCUGGAGGCGUCGGAGGAAGAGGUUGCAAAAGCUUCGUGGAGACUUAACUUAAAAGAGUUUCGUUUGCCAAGCCAAAUAGAUGAUCAUCAACACAAACCAUGCUUCACUUUUCAGAGUCUUCUUUGUAAACCAAGUGAGACCAUUCUUUCUUCGUGUGGGAAGACACGCAGAGUGGCAGAAUAUUACAAGAAGCAGGAGAGACUCCUUGAAGGAUUUACUGAGAUGGAGACUAUGACUGAAACGGGUGGUUUCCCUGGAGCUCUCUCUCAGGAUGAAAUGAAGCAACUAGCGAAGAGUGAGAGGAUGGCAGUUCAUGUAUCAAAUAUGUGUAACUUGGUGCUGUUUGCAGCAAAGGUUUACGCCUCAAUUGCUAGCAGAUCAUUAGCAGUCAUUGCCUCAACCAUGGAUUCUCUCUUGGAUCUCUUGUCAGGGUUCAUACUGUGGUUUACUGCUCAUGCCAUGAAAAACCCAAACCAAUAUCACUAUCCAAUUGGAAAGAAACGCAUGCAACCAGUGGGUAUCAUUGUCUUUGCAUCAGUGAUGGCUACCUUGGGGUUGCAGAUUUUGAUUGAAUCUGCCCGGGAACUUAUUUCCAAGUACUUCUUGUCACUCUGA
This is a messenger RNA of Vigna umbellata (rice bean), 657 nucleotides long. The record is from RefSeq and is a predicted model, not a curated record. NCBI's taxonomy places the organism in Eukaryota, Viridiplantae, Streptophyta, Magnoliopsida, Fabales, Fabaceae.